UUCGAUCAGAAUUUUUGUUGUAGUUUUCACCUUUUGUGCUUUAAGUAAUAGUUCCAAAGGACAACUAACAAUGGCCGAACGAAAUUCAAGAAAAAGAAGCGUUCCAGCACGUUUAAGAGAAGAGACUUGGUACCUUGUAGACUACGAGGAUGAUGGCAACUUAAGGGUGUUAGGUGAAGACGAAAUUCGGCACAUCUUUCCCGAUGAAGAAGAGGAAAUUCAAGCUGGUGAUAUUGUAAGCGCCCUUUGGCUUCCAAAUGGCCAGUUUUAUGAUGCCAAGGUGCUACAGAAAGGAGGUAAGUUCCAUUUUAUUGCGCUUAUAAGUGCGACCAGAAGUCAAUACUAAAAUGCUUUCCAAAGAGGGCCAUCUCUAUUUCAUUCUUUUAAUAUUAAAGGAGCCGCAGGUUUCAGUCAUCUUAGGAACAGUAAUUGUCGUGUACAAGUGUUAUUAAAUAAAUAGAUUAAAUACAGUGCUAGCAAGCAAAACUCAAGUGUGUCUUUGUAACAAUCAACAUGUAAAAAUCAUAUGAAAGUGAGCA
Molecule: messenger RNA, 539 nt
Organism: Pocillopora damicornis (cauliflower coral)
Lineage: Eukaryota; Metazoa; Cnidaria; Anthozoa; Scleractinia; Pocilloporidae
Source: RefSeq, a predicted model, not a curated record